Aspergillus melleus is the source of this 753-nucleotide messenger RNA. RefSeq lists its product as uncharacterized. The transcript is spliced from 2 exons. The record is from RefSeq and is a predicted model, not a curated record. NCBI's taxonomy places the organism in Eukaryota, Fungi, Ascomycota, Eurotiomycetes, Eurotiales, Aspergillaceae. Bases 1 to 753 code for a protein of 250 amino acids.
AUGAGUUGCAAGGACCCCAGAUGUGACUGCCAGCCAGCACCCAAACAAACGCCGAGAAAACUCAAGCUCUUCUUGUACGGUGCCAAACCGGAACAAAAACGUGCACUGCACCAGUCCGGCGCUGAACUCGACGUGGUCUUUGAUUUGAUCGGGAACGUUCUAAUCCUGCGCGAAACCAUCAAAGAUCCCGAAAGACUCGAAACAGCCUGGAUUCUCAGCGUGCACAUCGACUGUUCGAAAAUGCAUCUGAUCAAUCUCAGAGGGCUCAAAGAAGGCUCGCUCCAACUGUCACUGCAAAUGCGACGCUCGGCCUGUUCUGCGAAAGGCAACAAGAUGCUUAUCAAGGAGACGUUCCACGGAUUCGCUCCCUUUCAUCUCGGAAGCAGACUUUUCGACGACUUCUAUUCCUGCGGAUGGCCGCAGCAGCGAAUCGACCUUUUCCUACCUGAGGAACGUAUCAGAGGCUGGAAAACCGUGGCCCUUAUCCUCAGGACGUUCAAAGCGAUCUCGGCAGCCCAGGCGUGCCAUAUAGCCAACAUCACUGAGGCUCCUUCUGUUGCUGUUCUGGAUUGGAGAGGGAUUCGGGACCAUCUCGGGGCCAUGGAGAACAAGAAAUCUGAGGAUACAGUCAAGGAUAAGAAGACUCGCUUUACUUCCAAGGAGGGCAAACUCAAAUCGAUGCAUCGGAACUCGAUGGUUCUGGAGGAUAAAGUGGGAAUAUUGCCGGGUUUGGUUUCGACUGUAGCCUGCUGA